AUGUGGCGGGUCAUGAUUGAAGAUAGUGCUGGAAAAAGUACCCUUGGUAACUUGCUUUUAGGUCGACCACAUGAUGACGGUCCUUUUGUUGUUUCCGACAGUAUGAUUAAAGACUUCAUCAUGGGUAUAUCAGGUUCCUAUGUUUCGAAUAUGUUGGAAUCUGCUCGACAAGAGCAAGAAAGAAUUCAACGUGAAGAGCAAGAAAGAAUUCAACGUGAAAAGCAAGAAGAAGAAAGACGAAGAGCAGAGUACGAAGAGAGGAUAAGAAGAGAAGAGAAAGAGAAAGCAGAUAGAGCAUAUCAAGAAGAACUAAAUAGAAAGAAAGCAGAAUUUGAACAAAGACAAAGAGAAGAAUUAGCUGCGAUGACAAAUCAAGUUACGGAGUUGAGAAGAGAGGUCCAACAUCAUCAUGACUCGGGCUGUUUUGCUCUUGAUACGAAAGUGCAGCUUUCCAGCGGUAAAUUGGUAGAAAUGGCUGAACUCCAAGUUGGUGAUCUUGUUUUAAGUGAUUUAAGAAAUAACCGUCCAGAGUUUUCAGAAGUUUAUUUGAUAUCUCAUCUGGGACAUAUCGAUCAACCUUUUGAUAUGGUAAAAAUUAAAUUCACAAACCCCGAUGGAAGUAAAGGUUAUAUUCGCAUGACACCUAAACAUUGCAUCUUCAAUAAUGAUUUAUCACUCUUAUAUGCUCGGGAUGUAGUACCAGGCGAAACCAAAAUUCUAGUUUUAAAUCAAUCGAAUGAACUUGUCCCUGUUAUUAUUGAUGACCUUGAUAUUGAAAAAGACACUGGCUAUAUCAGUUUUUAUACACAUUCUGGUACCGUGGUUGCAAACAAUAUAUUGUGCUCAUGCUAUGAUGAUUGCCCGAAAUCACAACUUUUAAUGGACCUGGUAUUUGCACCAAUUCGAUUGUGGACUAAAGCAUUUCCUUCUACCCAUCGUCAAAAAGAACUUCACCCAUAUGUGCAAACUUUAGAAACUACUCAUAUAAUUUG
Messenger RNA from Racocetra persica, 992 nucleotides. The record is from the annotation of a GenBank genome assembly. Lineage: Eukaryota; Fungi; Glomeromycota; Glomeromycetes; Diversisporales; Gigasporaceae.